UUGUCAAUGAAAAGAUAAACAAUAAAAGUUUUUACUUAGUGUAGCCAACUAUUCAUAAACUUAUACAAAUUAACUAUGAGUUCAACGGCAUAAGUGGCGGUAGAAGAAAUGAAGCUAUGAAACAAGUCAUAUAUGUGUUGUAAAGUAUUUUUUGCUAGUAUUUAAAAAUAUUAUAAUAUUAAAAUGAUAUCAUUGGAAUAUUUACUUCUUUACAUUAUUUUAUUUGUAAUAAUAUGUAUAAUUAUGUUUUCUUUAACAUUAUUUAUGAUAACACAACCAUAUCCAGAAAUAUGGCGAGAUGAAAAAGAAAAAUAUUUUUUAAAUCUAAAAACAAAAAGUAUAGAAGCUUUUCCAUCUUAUGAAAAAUGGAGUGUACAUUUAAGUGUUGUAAUACCAGCAUAUAAUGAAGAAGAAAGAUUGCCUCUAAUGUUAGAUGAAUGUUUGGAAUAUUUGGAAAAGCGAUUAAAAAAUGGAUGUACUUACGAAGUAAUUAUAGUUAAUGAUGGAAGUUCAGAUAAAACUAUGGAUAUAGCUCAUAAGUAUGCAUUAAAAUAUGAAAAUAUUAGAGUACUGAAUCUUGUUAAAAAUAGAGGAAAAGGUGGAGCAGUAAGACUGGGUAUAUUAAGUGCAAGAGGAAGUGUAAUACUUUUUGCAGAUGCAGAUGGUGCUACAAAGUUUAAAGAUUUAGAAAAAUUAGAUAACAGUUUGAAAAGUAUUUUAGGAUUUGAUUAUAUAACUAAACCAAAUGAAAUUAGUUACUCUCAUGCAAUAGUAUGUGGAUCAAGAGCCCAUUUAGAAAAAGAAGAAACUGCCAAAAGAACUUUUUUUCGAUUGUUAUUAAUGCAUGGAUUUCAUUUCUUAGUAUGGUUUUGGGGUGUAAGAGGUAUUAAAGAUACACAAUGUGGUUUUAAACUUAUAACACGUGAAUCAGCAAAAGUUGUAUUUCAAGCUUUACAUAUUGAACGUUGGGCAUUCGAUGUAGAAAUGUUAUAUAUUGCAAGAAUGUUAAAUAUUCCUAUUACGGAGAUUCCUGUGAACUGGACAGAAAUUGAAGGAUCCAAAAUUGUACCUUUCUGGAGUUGGUUACAAAUGGGGAAAGAUUUAUUUUUUAUUUGGUAUAAAUAUAGAAUUGGAGCAUGGAAAAUAAAAAGAUUUAAACGAAUGUAAAAACAAAUGCAACUUAAAAUAUUUAUAAAAAUUUCUAUUCAAUA
Molecule: messenger RNA, 1211 nt
Organism: Apis florea (little honeybee)
Lineage: Eukaryota; Metazoa; Arthropoda; Insecta; Hymenoptera; Apidae
Gene: wol
Product: Dolichyl-phosphate beta-glucosyltransferase wollknaeuel
Biological process (GO): protein N-linked glycosylation
Cellular component (GO): endoplasmic reticulum membrane
Source: RefSeq, a predicted model, not a curated record